This is a messenger RNA of Rhincodon typus (whale shark), 5006 nucleotides long. RefSeq names its product MICAL-like protein 1. Lineage: Eukaryota; Metazoa; Chordata; Chondrichthyes; Orectolobiformes; Rhincodontidae. Gene Ontology annotation, biological process: actin filament bundle assembly. Gene Ontology annotation, molecular function: actin filament binding. The coding region runs from base 6 to 2465 and encodes 819 amino acids. The transcript is spliced from 12 exons. Gene Ontology annotation, cellular component: actin cytoskeleton; plasma membrane. The record is from RefSeq and is a predicted model, not a curated record.
GUGGUAUGGCUCACAUCAAGAGAUCAGCCUCUGAUUCGGGUGAGGAGCCUGUGCGGAAGAAGUCAACUCCUGAGACCAAACCUAAAGUGCCCAAGAACACACGGACUCCCACUGCUGUGCCAGCCUCUAAGGAUGCACCAACGAAUAAAGCUCCUGUUGCUGAUGCUGGUGACAGAUCCAAUAAGUCGGGGACUUUAUCCAGUAGCUGCGCCAUCUGCAAAAAAACCGUGCUGUUGGUUCAGCGGUACUUAGUAGAUGGGAAACUCUAUCACAGGAACUGUUUCAGGUGUAAACAGUGCUCCAAUAUCCUCAUGGCUGGUGCAUAUAAGGCUGGACCCAUACCCGGGACUUUCAUCUGCACCAACCACCAAGCCAACGCUGGUGAGAAUAGCAACAACAACAGCAGUUACGUCACCCCCAAGUUACACAAGCCCAGCCCCAAAGCCGACGAGUCAGCACCAACAGUCCACAAGCCGGUGGUGAGCCAUGUGACCAGCCCCACCGCAGUGACAAAUGCCCCCAGACAGGGCGAGGUCUCGUCAACAGCUUUCAAACCAGGAGGCGGUCGUGCGGACACAAUGCAGGCUGCAAGGCAAAAGUUUAUGAGUUCAGGGACGCCUGAGAAACCAACUUCAUCUGAUUUGGUGAGCUCACUGCGUUCCCCAGAUCCUGCACGUGGCCAGCAUUGUUCAGUGGAAACGAUAACGCAGAGGCCUUGGUCGCCUGGAAACCAGGAGCGCACCAACAUGUUGAAGAGUCCGACUGCAAUCACCAGGUCCACUUCUGACAUGGACAAAGACAAGGCACGCUCGGUCCUGCAGAAGAAUUUGCCCUUUGAGAAGAAUAACAACACAAGCCAAGGUGUAGCCUCGUCUUCCCUGUUUCAUAUGGACAAACCUUCAGGAGCACGGCCCAUGAGUCACCAGACCACCAAAACUGUAACUGUGGACGUAAGCAACCAGAAAAAUGUCCAGACAGGAACCAGGCAAUCUAUAUCACCAGACCAAAGGGGCGAGACCAGCAAAGCCUCCAAAUGGGGGCCAACGUCUGCCUUGGAACUACCGUCCCGUCCUCUGGUCACAAAAGGUGUUGCCAGCUCUGAGGCAGUGUUCACACCUUCAACGGGGAGUUCCCCAAGAGGCACAUUAAACCGGGCUGCCAGCAUGAAUGAAGCAACAGGUCGUGGAUCAACUUUGACCCAGCAGACAACCAGUAAAGGGAAUUUUUCCUACAGUCCACAAAUCAUUACUCGGCAAGAGGCAGAAGAGUCUCCGUCUGACUGGAGGUCUAAAUUGAAGCCAGUCCAAAAGCAUCACAGCUUUGGAUCGACGGACAUCAAACAAACGCACAGUUCAUUCAUUAACGUGGACAUUAAAAAACCAAGUGCAUUUGGCAACACAGGUAACACUCCUUCGACAUCCAAGACAGCUGCAGGUAGCAAUUGGACUCCAAGUUCAACCAUCACAGGCAGUGGGAAACAGGUAGAGGUAACAUUCUCUCUCCAUAAUCCCAGCAACACAACAGUCUCCACCUCUUCUGUUUCCCCUGCCAAAGAGGUCUCAGGUACAGAAGCCAAAACAUUCCACUCCACACAGCAGAAGAGGGUGCUCAAACCGGGUACGGAACUGUUGGCAGGAGUAAAGGACGGCCUCCAGUCUCCAAUAGACAAGAGCCCUGCAGCAGUGACUCCCUUUGAGAAGGGCACGAGGAGUCCUCAGGGUUUUGGGAGCAGCCAUCAACCUGCAUUAGACCGGGUCACGGAGGAAUCACCAGCGAGACAGAGCUGGGUCCAAGGCAAAUCAGCCACUGAGACAGCAAAGUCAGCAAGAGCAAAAUUCUUUGAAAGCAACUACGUUCCAGAAGAUUCCAAGAAAAGCCAAGGUCAUGGUGACUCUACCACUACUCCUGAGAAGAGCACCUCCAGUCAGCGAAUAUCAGAAGAGGACAUUCGGAAUGAAUUACAAGAUAUCGGGAAGAAGUUGGACGCACUGGAACAGAAGGGGGUCGAGCUGGAACCUCAGCUUCGGAGCUGUGAGGGAGAUGAAAAUGAGGACGAGUUGAUGGUGGAGUGGUUCAAACUAAUCCAUGAGAAACAGUUGCUGGUGAGACGGGAAUCUGAGCUCGUUUACAUAUCAAAGCAGCAGUACCUGGAGGACCGUCAGGGUCAGAUCCUACGGGAGUUACGAGUGUUGAUGGAAAAAGCAGAGGACAGUAAAACUGAGCAAGAUCAUCUUUGUGAAAAGGAGUUGAUGGAAGAGCUAUUGAGAACAGUGGACGGCAGGAAUGAAAUAAUCGAUGGACUGGAUGACGACAGAGUGAGAGAAAUGGAAGAAGAUCAGAUGAUGGAAGCCAUGAUUAAAAGGAUGGACAUGAGCAAGGAGACAGAACACGACUUGAAGAAGAGGAACAAAUUCAGUCCAUUAAAGUUUCUGAAGGGACUUGCUGCCAAACCAAAGGGAAAAUAAUGUGAGCUGGCAUCUUCAGAAAUCGCCAUGUACUUUUCUCAGUGCCAAACUGCUAUUGACUGAGCUGCUACUGUCGCAAACUUGUAAUCAAAAGCAACUCUCUUAAACGCUUAUGUGGCAUUAACCUUGUUCUCUGAAUAAAGGAAGCUGUUUGUGCUGGGCUUGCGCAGCAGGAUAUUUCCUGUUGCUAUGGAACUCUGUGGCAAAAAAAACUAAGAGUAACAAAAUCCUGUACUUUGCUUAUUUGCUUGGGAAAAUGAGGAGUGAACCAGUGUUGGAUGCUGUCAGCCUCCUCUAAGCUCCAAGGGUUUGGACAUAACAUUUGCUUUUUAAAGGGAGAUGUGAUCAUGUCAUUGGACGAUGUCUACAACAACAAAAAGUUUCAGUUAUAUAGCAUCUACCACACAGCAGAGCUUUCCAACAGUGCUUUACAGGAACAUUGUCAGGCAAACAUUGACACAGAGCCAAGUAAGGAGAAGCCAUGGCAGGCGACCAAAAUGUGGGUCAAAGUAAUAGGUUUUAAGGAAGAGCCAGAGGUGGAGAGAUUUAGGAAGUCAAUUCCAGAGCUUAGAGCCAAGGCAGCUGCAGUCACAACCAUGUUGCAGUUGAAGGAGGACCAUGUUAAUGUUCAGACACCUGAAUAUUCUGCCUCAAUACAAAGAGUUGACAAAGAAAGCCCAAGAACACUGAUUUUGUAAGAAUGAAUGGAUAUAAUGCCCAGUAAUAUACCUAAAUGAGUGGGAUCUAUGUUUCCUUGGUUAAAGCCAUUCUUGCAAUGUUUUUCGCGAACUUACUCUACUUCUAAUCAUCUGUAGUAUGUACUCUCACCAGUCAAAUGAGCAGACUUGAGAUGUACUCUAUGACCUCUACCAAUGGCAAUCCAUAAUUGACUGGUAGGUGUGGCUGUUCAUUCAUUUUCUCAUCCAUUGUCCUCCGUAUCUGUACAAUCCUUCUCUCUCUCUCAACCCUUUUGGAUCUGCUUAAUUUCUGUUCUGAGUGUUGCCACUGAUGAACUUGUGCUCAGAACAGCCAUUGCCCUACACUUCCUUUAAUGGGAAGACUGGUUAGGGGUAGUGGGUAGUGCCCUGUUUGUUGCAGAGGGGUGGGGAUUAAUUGGAGGAUCAAAGUGCUGAGCUUUAGGAUGCUCUGCAUGAAGGCAUUUUUUUUAAAGUGGCUCAUUCUUUGGUAAUGUUAUUUUAUCAAAAAAUCAAGUUGUAACUGAGCUAACAGCUCUGCAUCGCAGCCACUGAUUGUUUGGAAAAUUCAUCUUCAAAAACACUGCUUCUGAUAAUGGGUUGUGAUCUCUCCAGGCUUCAAUCUUUGCAGUUCUGCACGAUUGGGCACAUAUCUGGGGAAGAAAAAAGGGAGAUGAUUUUGGAUUUAAUUGGUAAAAUAUUUGGGGUGAACCAUGUCCUUCAUUUUGUAGAAUUUUUAAUAGUUUUCAGCUUUCUUUGAGUUGUGUUGCAUUAUUUCCUACACCAUUUCAUCAUGUUGUACUGUUCUGUAAGGCUGGUUCUUUUGAGAAAGAAAAACUUGGAUUUGCAUACUGUCUUUCACAAUCUCUAGAAGUCCCAAAGGGCUUUACAGCCAGUGAAGAAUGUUUUGAGGUUUAGUCAUCUUUUUUAGUGUGGGAAAUACAGCAAAUUUCCAUGAACAACAAUUAAAAAAAAUGAUAAUCUACUUCAGUGAUGUUGGGUGAGGGUCAAGGAUUGGACAGAACCAUACUUUGCAGUUUUUGAAUAGAUCUUUUAUAUCCAAGGGCAAAGAGGACCUCUGUGUAAUAUCUCAUCUGAAAGACUGCACCUCUGAUAGUCUUCACUAUUGGACAAAAAUUUGACACCAAGCUAAAGGAGAUAAGAGGACAGGUAGGAGCAGGUUUUGCCAGAAAGAAAGAUUUUAAGCAACAUUCCUAAAGGAGAAGAGAGAGGCAGAAGGGCUUCAGGAGGGACUUCUGAGCUUAGAUGGCUAAAGACACAACUGCAAUAAUGGACAAAGAAAAUGGUUUGUGAUGGAGGAACACUGAAAAAACAGUGUAGGACUGAGGAAGAUCACAGAGAUGGGGAGGGGGCAGAGCCUUGGAAGGAAUUAAACUUUUGCAAACCUCAAAUUGCUUACUCCCGGUUGUGGUCCAGAACGAAGGACUUUUGGAAUAGGUAGUGGGUGGCUGGGGAGAAUGGAGUUGUGGAAUGGAGUAACUAGGACCAAGAUAUUGGUGACAAACUUCAAUUUAAUGAGAGAAAGCUACCUCCUGAGAGCUUUGGUAGUUUGUAACUGAGAUGUGAAUUUCCAUAUUGGAGCAGUACAAAUAUAACAGAUGAUAUGAUUUAAAGCAAGUUCCAAUGGUACUGACUACUGUUGAGGCUUGACCAGUAUUAUGGUAGCUGAUUCUUACCCAUCACAGACUAGGUACUAAUGUCAAAGCAGUAAAAAAUUGUGGGAUAUUAAAUACAAUAGACUUCAUUAUCAGGGUGGGGGGAAGUUAAAGCAUGUGUUUCAUAAAAAAAACUGUACUGAAAAUAAAGAUAAAUUUCAAACCUGUGA